GCUAAGGGAGGAGUUGUGGAUGGUCUGGUUCUUCUGCACGGGCUUUUAAGUUAAGUCCCGCUCUCCUUAGGCUAGGAGCACUGUACGUUUUUCUCCCUGGAUCCUUCUCAUUUGUACGGUGCCCCCCCUUCUUCGUAGUUUCAAGCUACGGGAGCUUUUGGGCGUGUAAUUUCUGCUUUCCCUCAAUUCAAUACUCGCGCUUCAAUCUCGGUACUCAUGGCUCUUGUAGCUGGUGUCAUCCGUCGGCUAGAUGAGACUGUAGUGAAUCGCAUUGCAGCCGGAGAGAUCAUCCAGCGACCGGCUAAUGCCAUUAAAGAGAUGAUCGAGAACUGUUUAGAUGCUAAAGCCACCAACAUCCAGCUGUCAAUUAAAGAUGGUGGUUUGAAAUUUAUUCAGGUACAAGAUAAUGGUUCUGGAAUUAGGAAGGAAGACUUGGAUAUUGUGUGUGAAAGAUUCACUACAAGUAAACUGCAGACUUUUGAUGAUUUAGCUAGAAUUUCAACAUAUGGAUUUAGAGGAGAGGCAUUGGCUAGUAUAAGUCAUAUUGCUCAUAUUACUAUAACUUCUAAAACAGCUGACGGAAAAUGUGCCUACAGGGCAAAUUACUCUGAUGGAAAACUGAAGAGUGUUCCAAAACCUUGUGCAGGAAACCAAGGAACUCAGAUCACAGUUGAAGAUCUAUUUUACAAUGUAGCCACCAGGAGAAAAGCUUUUAAAAAUCCUUGUGAAGAAUAUGCAAAAAUACUGGACGUUGUCAGCAGGUAUGCCAUUCACAAUUCUGGCAUCAGUUUUUCUGUUAAAAAGCAAGGUGAUACAGUUGCAGAUGUAAGAACACUGUCAAGUAAUACAGCUAUCGACAAUAUUCGGUCUGUCUUUGGAAAUGCUGUUAGCAGAGAAUUGAUUAAAGUGGGCUGUGAAGAUGCAACAUUGGCUUUUAAAAUGAAAGGUUUGGUAACAAAUGCAAAUUAUUCCAUGAAGAAGUGUAUCUUUUUACUUUUUGUAAAUCAUCGAUUGGUAGAGUCAGCUGCCUUGCGCAGAGGGCUAGAGACUGUAUAUGCUGCUUAUUUACCCAAAAACACGUAUCCAUUUUUAUAUAUAAGCCUUGAGAUUGCACCUCAGAAUGUGGAUGUGAAUGUGCAUCCUACAAAGCAUGAAGUUCAUUUUCUCCAUGAAGACAGCAUCCUGGAGCAUGUACAACAACAUAUAGAGAGCAAAUUGUUAAGUUCCAAUUCAUCGAGGAUGUAUUUCACUCAAACAUUGUUACCAGCCAUUGCCAUCUCUUCCACUGAAGUUGUUAAAUCAACAAAAUCAGCUAUUCAAGGAAGUGAGCAGGUUUAUGCUCAUCAGAUGAUCCGCACUGACUCACGGGAGCAAAAAUUGGAUGCUUUUCUUCAACCAGUUAUUAAAACUAAGAAUGCAGAGCUUGUUGUGGCAGAACUAGAGGACAAUAGCAAUAUUCAAAGUUGCAAGACUACUGGAGUACAAGAUGUUGAAAUGGAAGAAUGUGAUGAUUUGAGUGCAAGUAUUUCAAGAACUGAAGAGACACUGAAAGGAUCAGUGGAAAGCCAAUCAAUGCCUGUUGAGGCAGUAUCUGAAAGAAAGAGACAGCGAACAGAUCAUGGUCUUGAAAUGGAAAAAAAUCCACAACAGGAAAUGGCUGCUGCCUGCACUACAAGAAGAAGAAUUAUUAAUUUAACCAGUGUAUUGACUCUUCAAAAAGAUAUUAAUAGUAGGGCAAAUGCAAGUCUUCAAGAGAUGCUUCGUGAUCAUUCCUUUGUUGGAUGUGUUAGUCCUCAAUGGGCACUGGUUCAGUAUCAGACAAAACUUUAUCUUCUGAAUACCACAAAACUCAGUCAAGAAAUGUUCUAUCAGAUCCUUAUUUAUGACUUUGGAAACUUUGGAGUUUUAAGAUUAUCAGAAGCAGCUCCUCUCUUUGAUCUGGCUAUGUUGGCCUUGGAGAAUGCUGAAAGUGGUUGGACAGAAGAAGAUGGUCCAAAGGAAAGCCUUGCUGAAUAUAUUGUUGACUUCCUAUCAAAGAAGAGUGAAAUGCUAAAAGACUAUUUCUCCCUUGAAAUUGAUGAAGGAAAUCUUACUGGACUGCCACUUCUGAUUGAUAAUUAUGUUCCUCCACUGGAAGGGCUACCUAUGUUUAUCCUUCGUUUGGCCACAGAGGUAAACUGGGAUGAAGAAAAGGAGUGUUUUGAUAGUCUUAGUAAAGAAUGUGCCAUGUUCUACUCUAUUAGAAAGCAGUAUAUAAUGGAAGAUUCUGGUCUCACUUUUCAACAGGAUGUAGUUUUUUCUUCAGGAGGGGACAUCUGUCAGCUUUGGAAACCAUAUUAACAGCAGAAGCUUCCACGCUGCCACAUUCCUGUGCCUGGGAAAUUGGGAGGGGGGAUUUCAUGGAGCGUAUGUAGUUAGACAUAAUAGCAUCCUUCUUUCGGUCAAGGUCAUGGUCUUCCUGCACCUGGAUGAGGAGUGGUUUAAGGGGUAUCUCGAGUUGGGGCAGAUGGUGAUUGGACCAUAUGAUGAUCUGAUGGAUGCGGAGUGUGAAUUUGGCUUUUUGAAUUACUGAGGGAAAGCCCGGAACUGUCAAAUUCAGGUUUUCCCAGAUGUGUCAGUAUGACAACUCUAAUAAAGUGGAACUUUGAGAAAAUGCCUGUCUCAGAGUUUUUGAUUGGAGUUUGGUUUUGCUGGAACGCUGACAUUAGAUUACUACUUAAUCCAACUAAUCCAAGGUACAAUAAUUCUGCAUAUUCAGCUAAAGAUCUAUGAACAGUAAAGAAACAAGGAGCAUAUACAACUUAUAAAACUGAUAGUCUGAAUUCAAGUAUCUAAGCCAGAUGUUUGUUACUGAUAAAAACACUUCUUUCCCAUCUGAAUACAGUUUCUAUUUUUUCACUUAGUAAAUUAUCAAAUUGAUCAAUAGAUCAUUUUCUUGGGACUAGAAAACAAAAAGAAAUAGAGAAAUACAUCAUAUAAUGUUGAUGACACCAAUUUCUGAAAGAUCUCUUAAUAGUGGGUCUAAGGCAGGGGUCGCCAACCUUUUGGA
This is a messenger RNA of Notechis scutatus (mainland tiger snake), 3049 nucleotides long. The record is from RefSeq and is a predicted model, not a curated record. Lineage: Eukaryota; Metazoa; Chordata; Lepidosauria; Squamata; Elapidae.